CCUGCUAUCUCUCCCACACGGCCACACUCAAUUCGCACUGCCAGAGCUAACCAGUGCUGCACAAGCUGAGCAAUAUGGCUUUGAAAAACUCUGCCGUCCUCCUCCUCGGGCUUCUUCUCUCUUGCGUUGCCAUGAGCAGUGCGGCGAGAAUCCUAGAAGAAACUGUCCCGUCCAAGGAGGAGCACCUGCCACCUAAGCCUGAGCUACCCAAGGUAGAACUGCCACCAUUCCCGGAAGUGCACCUGCCACCUAAGCCUGAGCUUCCCAAGGUAGAACUGCCACCAUUCCCGGAAAUGUACCUGCCACCUAAGCCCGAGCUUCCCAAGAUGGAGCUGCCGCCGGUCCCGGAGGUGCACAUGCCACCCAAGCCGGAGCUGCCCAAGGUGGAGCUCCCAACGUUCCCGGAGGUUCACAUACCAUCCAAGCCGGAGAUGCCCAAGGUGGAGCUGCCGCCCAAGCCUGAGAUGCCCACUGUUCCAGGGUUCCACCUCCCGGAGCCGGAGGCCAAGCCAUGAGAAUGGGAGCUGCCUUAUCAAUAUCGUUGCCUUGUUGUACCUGCUCUGCUCCUCGUACAUGUACCUAUCGUUGUGCUGUGUCGAUGAUCUGAUUGUUUAGUUGUGGUUUUCAGCGAGUGUUGUGAGUGAUCUGCUUAUAUAUUGCUAUACAUGAGAAAUGUAUAUUUUGUUCUCACAA
This is a messenger RNA of Hordeum vulgare subsp. vulgare (domesticated barley), 693 nucleotides long. Its product is annotated as protein PELPK1-like. NCBI's taxonomy places the organism in Eukaryota, Viridiplantae, Streptophyta, Magnoliopsida, Poales, Poaceae. The coding region runs from base 75 to 515 and encodes 146 amino acids. The record is from RefSeq and is a predicted model, not a curated record. The transcript has a single exon.